This is a messenger RNA of Ooceraea biroi (clonal raider ant), 4476 nucleotides long. It is a transcript of the gene Rh5, whose product is annotated as Rhodopsin 5. Gene Ontology annotation, cellular component: membrane. The record is from RefSeq and is a predicted model, not a curated record. Gene Ontology annotation, molecular function: G protein-coupled receptor activity. Lineage: Eukaryota; Metazoa; Arthropoda; Insecta; Hymenoptera; Formicidae. Gene Ontology annotation, biological process: visual perception; G protein-coupled receptor signaling pathway.
GCUAGAACUCUCAAUAAUUAAUGAUUUUCCGCAAAAUGAUACGCCAGCUUCACACACACAAGAUCAAAUGUCAAUCAUGUAGCAUUAUACAAAAUAUUUUGUACCCAUGUAACAAAAAAUACUAACAUAAUUCACAUUUGAAGCUUUAAACUCUUAUAGCAUACUGAAAUAAUUGCAAGAUCGUAAAUACAAAUGUACGUGAUCGCUGACAAUCACUGGAACAGAUUUUAACAGAAGAGGAUGCUUGUACCGGAUGUAAGUUAUCCGCGGUCUUAGUGCUUAGCAAGAGCAUUGGUUGCCCUAGCAAUUCCAGAAUGGAUUCUGAGGAAAUAACAACCCGUAGUUAAUGGAUCUGCGAUGAUCAGAACUAUAAUGAGCGACGGGAUGUUAACGCGUUAAUCAUGUUCGCGGUGCAGCGGUCCGCGAUUGCGCCGCGCACAGAGGCCGAGCAAGAUAGUCCAUCUCCGCAAUCCAUUUUAUUCGGCAUCAUCCAGCUCGCUGCCCCAAGCCGGCCGUGUCAAAGUUGCUGGAUCAGAUCGAUCCAUGCCGACUGCGCGCUUCGUUUCUGGCUGUUGGGUCUGUCGCUUUGAGUACAUUUGCGCUUACAGUUCGACCGCAACGAACGUUAGGAUCGAACAGCCGCGGCCGUUUGUGUUCCCGUCAGAUUGUACGUGGCCGAAGAAAAGAUGACUGACUGGCCGCGCUCCCGAAACAAUCAAGAGAACUAUCUCGUAAUCAUCUGGAGUGUUUUUAACAGAACUGUGCUGUAUCUUUACAUUCAGACGUAUUAAGGAUCACGUCACAGAAUAAUGAUUCGCAUUCUCUUGACUUGAACAUAUCUAAUUUAAAAUCAUUAUUAUCAUGAUAUUAUUUUUACUAAUUAGAGAAAAUUGUUAUAAUAUUUUAAUUUAUUUAACUUGGAGCAAAAGUAAAACCUGUUUCUUGCACAAUAUUAUCACGAACAUUAUCAAAGAUAUUUUGCAGUUAGUGCGUUCUCUCGCCUCUGUUUUCCUUUUCUACGUUUCUCCCUCAUUUCAGCCACCUAUGUCGUCUAAAUUUAGACGUUAACGGGCACGUUUCGCCUCGCGACAUCGUGCAUCACUCUUAUUUCAGACGACGGGUGAUAUUACACCUUCGGAAAUUGUGGUUCCUAACAAUCGACGGAUAUCUACUCUCGCCGCGUGCAAUCAGCCGUAAUCACUCAGCCGUGUACACGCCGCGUGCUUCCUGUACAAGCGGCGGCAAAAAUUUACGACCGCCGCGGCAAGUAUCGACUACGCUCGUCGCUCCUCGUUCUUCCAUUUCAAUGAUGACCAUGUCCGCGAUCGGCCAUCGGCCUUGUUUUUUACAUUCACCACCCCCUUUCGGACGAUCCAAAUCUCCCCGAACCGCCUGUGCUCGCUGUUCAAGGGAACACGGGAACCAUUCCGCUUUUGUUUGAAAGAACGCGGACGCGCAUUCAACGCGCGAGUGGCGAAGCUACCCUCCCGAGCAGCGCAUAAUGCGCUUCAUUGUCUGUGAUGCUGCCUUUAUGCACACACGACUCUUCUCCGUCUUUUCUCGCAUGAGAAUAACCACGGAAAAAUAAUUGCACGUCGUAGCGUUAAUCGAGGAAAAGGAAGCAAGAGAAGGACAGAAGAAUUUCGUUAGAACGUCCCGACAUGCCAAGAAAACUCGCUACCCGUUCGUUAAAUGGGGAAAAAUUAGCCGCACUCGUGAGGGCACCUCUCGUCAUGCAGAUCGCCCGAGGAAAUAUCCACCUCCAUCGUUCGAAAAUCGCGCGUCAUAAUCCCGCGUGGUAAGGACCACGCUCUGAUUACAAGCGACGCCGAAUUGAUCACGGGUAACGACGCGAGGGCGUCGCGACUGGCUUCGAUGAGACAAUCUGAAUACUAGCGACCGCUCUUGACUCGGGAAAAAGUGUCAACCUCCGAUCUGCAUCGCAUCGCGAAUCCUCACGAGUGGCUUCUCGGGAUCGAAGUUCUCAUUCGGGGGUUGGAGAACACGAGAACGAGACCACUCACGAGGGUUACCCUCGCUCGCGCAUCGCUCGGGUGAAAUGCUGUCACGGAAACGGGAAGACGUUGCCGUACAAUUAGCGCUAAACCUCGUUAAUCCUCGCGUCUCUUCAAUCUGCAUCUCUUUGUCCCUUCUCUCCCUUCCUCCAUCGCAGGCAUGAGUGCGGAUCGUACGCACGUACUCACGGCGGGGAUAAGAAUCAAUGCGCCCUUAGCGAGGCAACGGGACGGGGUCGGAGGUGAACGAAGGGUUGGUAAGCGCCGCAGUUUAUCCCGCGAGUCUGGCCGUUAAUACUUCAGUUUCGUGUAUUUACGACACCGAUCAAUAUCCUAUUCCUAUCCCGCUUUGUGCCGGAAGCGACCCAGAUCCACGCUGCUACGCCACUACGGUUUAAGGUCUGUCGCAUACAUGUGUGUGUGUGUGCGCGAGCAGGUAUGCAGCAAGGAGAAUACGUGACAAGUCCUGCCGCUGGGUCACGAUAGACGCACGCGUAACGAAGCAGAGGUGUUCUGCAACAACAUCGUCGGUGCUACGCCGAGAACCUGCUUCUGUUUGUACUUUGCAGCGUUUGAGUUUUCACAGUUACGACAUUCAUUAAUGUCCACAAGAGACGCGCAAACGUGUCUUUAUCAUUUUCGACGGUUGAUCUGUGCUGUCACGAGGGGCUCGUCCGCGCGUUUGGAGGGAAGAUCACCUUCGACUGCAUUCAACGGACCGUACAGCGGCUUAUCGAGUUGCCGGGACAAAAAUAUAUGUAGCGCGCCAACGCUACACGACCGCCUAACAAGAUGGACUACAGUUUUGUCCAGUCAAAUGGUUCUAUUGGCACAUGUCGCUGGCUCGUAACCAGAGUCGUGAUCGAUCUCUAUUUGUAUCGGCCGGCAAUCGGAUAUUGGCCGUACGAAUGUAUGGAAGAGAGAAAAGUUCCGACCAAGUUCGCAUUGUCGCGAGCUGCUGGCGAGAAGAACUAGCUCGAUUCCGGAGCUUCAGCUGGGCUGCACCAAGAACUGCAUCAAACGCUGCAUCGACCGCGCACUCGCGUCAGCAACUCGACGACUAGCUUCGAAGGAUGCUGAUGUACAACGACAACGGGACCGCGGCCGGGCCGUUGGCUUUCGUCAGUCGGGUCGGGGAGGUGCAGCCGCUGCAGGAACGAUUCCUAGGGUGGAACUUCCUCGCCGAGCACGCAGACCUCGUGCAUCCGCAUUGGCGCGCGUUUCUAGCGCCCGGAAAACUAUGGCACGUCGCCCUCGCGCUCAUUUACCUCUUGCUGCUUAUGUUCUCCCUCCUCGGGAAUGGCACCGUCAUCUGGAUUUUCAGCACAUCAAAAUCACUGAGGACACCGUCGAACAUAUUCAUCCUGAAUCUAGCCGUGUUCGACCUACUGAUGGCAACGGAGAUGCCCAUGCUGAUCAUAAACAGCUUCCUGGAACGAACAAUUGGUUGGGAAACCGGAUGUGACGUUUAUGCUUUGCUGGGCGCGAUCUCCGGAAUGGGACAAGCGAUCACCAAUGCGGCGAUCGCUUUCGAUCGAUAUAGGACAAUCAGCUGUCCGAUUGACGGUAGGCUCAACACGAAGCAAGCCAUGGUGAUAGUUCUGUUCACUUGGUGUUGGGCGCUACCCUUCUCGAUACUGCCUAUGACGGGGUUGUGGGGUCGAUACGUCGCAGAGGGUUUCCUCACCACGUGCAGCUUCGACUACCUGACGGACGAUGAGGAUACGAGGACCUUCGUGAUAACGAUAUUCUUCUGGGCGUAUGUUCUACCGAUGCUGCUCAUCAUUUACUUCUACUCGCAAUUGCUCAAAUCUAUUCGUAGCCAUGAGAAAAUGCUGCGCGAUCAAGCCAAGAAGAUGAACGUCAAGUCGCUCCAGUCGAACCAGGAUAAAGAGAGGAGCGUCGAGAUGAGAAUCGCGAAGGUCGCCUUUACGAUCUUCUUCCUCUUCGUCCUCGCGUGGACGCCGUAUGCGGUCGUCGCCUUAACGGGAGUGUACGGAAAUCGCGAGACGCUUACUCCACUGUCGACAAUGUUGCCGGCCAUAUUCGCCAAGAUAGUGUCGUGUAUCGAUCCGUGGAUAUACGCGAUCAAUCACCCUAGAUAUCGGCAAGAACUGCAGAAGCGCUGCAAGUGGAUGGGAAUCCGGGAAGCGGGGGCCGAGGACACCGUAUCGGCGCAAACUGAAAAGAUCAACACGGAAGAAUCGUAAGAGCCUCCCUGAUGAUCAACGUCGUCGAUGGCGAUUGUCAAGAGGAUGCCGAUCGAUCGCGUCGCGUUCUCACCACGAAUACCACUGCGACCGGUCGCCUAGAUAUAUCUUUUACCUGUAAAGUACAUUUUGUGCCCGCAAAUGCAACCGUCGCGAAAAGAGAAUGAUGACCAAGGGAGAAUUGCACGGGUUGUUUAGUUCACGUAUGUCGAGCUGUUGCAUAAAUAUAAUUAGAGCAGAUAUAAAUGCAA